AUAUGUUUGGUUUUAUUGCAUGGGAAUCGAAGAACAUUCUUGUUCUAAUGUGUGAGCUAUGGGAGUAAGGUGUUUAGUUAUCUUUUGUGAUUGAUGGAACUUUGGGUGGGUUGUGAUGUGUAAUGUUGUGUUGAUAGGAUAUCCAAUUCUAUCUUUUACCUUUUAUCUUUUUUUUUUCUUUCUUUUAUUGCAUUGAUUUUGAUUCUUUUUGUUUGUAUGUCCAUAUCAGAUUGGGUAUAAGGAAUUUGAUUGAAUGGACAUGAACUUUAGUAGUGGCCUCAGUUUUUCUGGGUUUUUCUUUUCUCUUUUAUUUCUUACAUAUUUUCCUUUUUUCCAUCUAUCUAUAUAUCCAACUAAAUCACUCACCACAAUGACAAAUUCUCUAUAGAAAAACAAAAUCUUGUUUUUUUAAUUCUCUCACAUGAACAAAACUUUGACAAAAUUUUGAUCUGUUUUGUCUCACUUGCAGACAGGAAAUUUGUCUCUCUUUUUUUUUUUGAGGAAGGAACUGUUCUUCAGAGAUUGGAGCCUUAGAAGAAGAAACCCUUUUGGAGUUUGGCCAUUAUGCAGAGGAUUUUCUGAAGAUUCAAGAACCUAAUAAAACAUCAUAAAUCAGCUAUGAAGUUUAUGAAACUUGGAUCUCGUCCUGACACUUUCUACACUUCAGAAGAUUUAAGAUGUGUGUCUUCUGAAGUUUCCAGUGAUUUCCCAAUCGAAGUGUCAGGAAGCAGAUAUCUUCUUCACAAAUUUCCACUACUCUCCAAAUGUUUAAGGCUUCAAAGACUAUGCUCUGAAUCACCAGAAUCCAUCCAACUUCCAGAAUUUCCAGGAGGAGUAGAAGCCUUUGAUCUCUGUGCCAAAUUCUGCUACGGAAUAACAAUAACCAUAAGCGCUUACAACAUCGUAGCAGCAAGAUGUGCAGCAGAGUAUCUACAAAUGUCAGAGGAGGUUGAGAAAGGUAACUUGGUGUACAAGCUUGAAGUUUUCUUCAACUCCUGCAUCCUAAACGGAUGGAGAGACUCCAUAGUCACUCUCCAAACCACAAAAGCUUUUCCUUUGUGGUCUGAAGAUCUCGCUAUCACAAGUAGAUGCAUUGAAGCCAUAGCCUCUAAGGUCUUGUCUCACCCAUCCAAAGUGUCUCUCUCACAUAGCCAUUCUAGGCGUGUUAAGGAUGAUGACACGUCCUCUAACAGAGCCGCUGCUACGAGCAGAGGAUGGUGGGCUGAAGAUAUAGCAGAGUUGGGGAUAGAUCUUUAUUGGAGGACUAUGAUUGCUAUUAAAUCCGGUGGCAAAGUACCCUCGAGUCUUGUAGGUGAUGCCCUUCGAGUUUACGCUUCUAAAUGGCUUCCUACUUUACAAAGAAACCGGAAACUAGUCGGCAAGAAAACUGAUUCAGACUCGGAUUCUGAUACAGAGUCUUCAUCGAAGCAUAGGCUGUUGUUGGAAUCCAUAAUAAGCUUGCUUCCUGCUGAGAAAACCGCUGUUUCUUGCAGUUUCUUGCUUAAACUCUUGAAAGCAGCUAAUAUCUUAAACGCAUCAGCGUCUUCUAAAAUGGAAUUAGCAAGAAGGGUGGCUCUUCAGUUAGAAGAAGCAACGGUUAGUGAUUUGUUAAUACCACCAAUGUCCUACAAAUCCGAAAUGUUGUACGAUGUGGACAUUGUUGCGACUAUCUUGGAACAGUUUAUGGUCCAAGGGCAGACUAGUCCACCAACAAGUCCUCCAAGAGGUAAAAAGGGAAUGAUGAUGGAUAGAAGAAGAAGAUCUCGUUCGGCAGAGAAUAUAGAUCUUGAGUUCCAAGAAAGUAGGAGAUCUUCCUCUGCCUCUCAUAGCUCCAAGCUUAAAGUGGCUAAGCUUGUUGAUGGAUAUCUCCAACAGAUUGCUAGAGAUGUGAAUCUUCCACUCUCAAAGUUUGUCACUUUAGCUGAGAGUGUCCCUGAAUUUUCAAGACUUGAUCAUGAUGAUCUCUACAGAGCCAUUGACAUAUAUCUCAAGGCUCACAAGAAUCUAAAUAAAUCAGAAAGGAAGAAAGUUUGCAGAGUCUUGAACUGCAAGAAACUGUCAAUGGAAGCUUGCAUGCACGCGGCGCAGAACGAGAUGCUUCCUCUAAGAGUAGUGGUCCAAGUCCUCUUCUAUGAGCAGGCACGAGCCGCUGCGGCUACUACGACCAACUGUGAAGGAGGCAAAAUGACAGAACUUCCAAGCAACAUCAAAGCAUUACUCGCUGCACACAAAAUUGACCCUUCUAAUCCAAAUGCAGCCGCUUUUAGCACGACUACAAGCAUGGCAGCACCGGAAGAUCAAUGGAGCGUCUCUGGUCUCAAAUCUCCCAAAUCAAAACUCUCAGGGACUCUGAGAAGUAAGCUAGCUGAAGAUGAAGAGUUAGACGAAAGGUUUAUGAAUCAAGACGGAGGAGGAAGGACUCCAUCUCGGUUUAAGGCUUUCUGUGCAAUUCCAGGUCGGCCUAAGAAGAUGUUCAGCAAGUUUUUGUCCAUCAACAGAAGUUCCAACGACAAACACUGAAAGAAGAAAACAGAAUUGUUAAUUUAGAUCUUUUUUUUUAGAAGGAAAAAUGUUUAAACCUCUCUCUCUCUCUCUCUCUCUGUAACUUCACCAAUGUUCAUUUAAUCUCCUAGAUGAUGGUAAUAAUAUUGUUGAGAAUUCA
Molecule: messenger RNA, 2662 nt
Organism: Eutrema salsugineum
Lineage: Eukaryota; Viridiplantae; Streptophyta; Magnoliopsida; Brassicales; Brassicaceae
Product: BTB/POZ domain-containing protein At1g67900
Exons: 4
Coding region: 619-2520 (633 amino acids)
Source: RefSeq, a predicted model, not a curated record